Aphanomyces astaci is the source of this 570-nucleotide messenger RNA. RefSeq lists its product as hypothetical. The coding region runs from base 100 to 411 and encodes 103 amino acids. Lineage: Eukaryota; Oomycota; Saprolegniomycetes; Saprolegniales; Verrucalvaceae. The record is from RefSeq and is a predicted model, not a curated record. The transcript has a single exon.
UUUCGCUGGAGUGAGGGUAACUAUCGUUACCACCAAACACCAGAUUCACAUUGCACUGGAUCAUCCGUUCAUUGAUCGUCCAUUCGCAUCUUGACAAGCAUGGAUUCUGCCACCGACGAAAGCUGGGCAUGUCCAGAAUGCACGCUACUCAACAACCUUGUGGCGGAAGCCUGUGAAGCCUGCGGGACCACGAGCCCCCUCGUGUUAGCCGCCCUCGCCCAGGCCGAAACCACCGAGCGCAGUCGAAAGGGGUCGGAGGAGUCGGAGACGUCGUCGAAGCCGUCGCGGGGGUCGUCUAUGGACGAAGACUUCAAGAAAGCCGUGGAUUUGGAUCCGUGGUCCCAAGCUGAAGACGAAUGGGCCCGCGUGGAAGCCACCCAAGCCACCAAGGCACCUAAAUCGCGCAAGUAGCGAGUUUUCGUUUUACAGCUUAACGUUGCAACAUUCCACGACAGCUACGUGCAAGUAUGUACAAUGUACUACGCCGUAGCGGCGUCUAUGUUAGCUUGCUUCUGUUCUUUACCACACAAAUCCAGCGAGCGAUAUGGCAACCAAAUAAGUACAUACAAC